AUGAACGACAGUUCUAUGUUUGAAGGAUCAGUUAAAAACGAAUACCACUAUUCGGAACUAAAUACUCUAAUGAAUUUAGACAAUACAUCGAACUUAAGGAAAACAUUUUCUAAUUCAAGUGAUUUUCAAGUCAAUAAAAAAAUUCAAACUCAUCAUAUCAAACAAAAAUGCAAUAUCUCUGAUAAAUUAAUUACCCCAAAAGCACAUUUCACAAAACAUUCUAAAAUUCUAAUUAGUACAAGCAAAAAAACGUUUGAUUGCGACUAUUGUAAAAAGUCAUAUAAUACGAAAUCAGAUCUGAUUACACACAUAUUGUGUUGUACGGAAGGAAAGAUCUAUAAAUCGGAUAUUUGUAAUAAAGAGGAUUCUCAAGCAAGAAAUUUAGAAAUGAAUAUAAAGAACCAUACUGGAUUUAAGUCAUUUAAAUGUAAUGUCUGUGAUAAAAGGUUUACUGUGAAAUCACAUUUAUCAAGGCAUUCAAGAACACAUACUGGAGAUAAGCCAAAUAAAUGUGAUAUCUGUGGUAAAAGGUUUUCUCAAACAGGAAAUUUAAAAAUCCAUAAAAUGACACAUACUGGAAGUAAGCCAUAUAAAUGUGAUAUCUGUGAUAAAGGGUUUUCUCAAACAGGAAAUUUAAAAAUCCAUAAAAUGACUCAUACCGGAGAUAAGCGGUAUGAAUGUGAUCUCUGUAAUAAAAGGUUUUUAACAAAAUCAAGGUUAAUAAUACAUUUAAAGACUCAUACUGGAAGUAAGCCAUAUAAAUGUGAUAUCUGUGAUAAAAGGUUUUCUCAAAAAGGAUAUUUAGAAAUCCAUACAAUGACUCAUACCGGAGAUAAGCCACAUAAAUGUGAUAUCUGUGAUAAAGGGUUUUCUCAAACAGGAAAUUUAAAAAUCCAUAAAAUGACACAUAUUGGAAGUAAGCCAUAUAAAUGUAAUAUCUGUGAUAAAAGAUAUUCUCAAGCAGGAAGUUUAAAAAUCCAUAAAAUAACUCAUACCGGAGAUAAGCGGUAUGAAUGUGAUAUCUGUAAUAAAAGGUUUUUAACAAAAUCAAGUUUAAUAAUGCAUUUAAGGACUCAUACUGGAAGUAAGCCAUAUAAAUGUGAUAUCUGUGAUAAAAGGUUUUCUCAAAAAGGAUAUUUAGAAAUCCAUAAAAUGACUCAUACCGGAGAUAAGCCACAUAAAUGUGAUAUCUGUGAUAAAGGGUUUUCUCAAACAGGAAAUUUAAAAAUCCAUAAAAUGAUACAUAUUGGAAGUAAGCCAUAUAAAUGUGAUAUCUGUGAUAAAAGAUAUUCUCAAGCAGGAAGUUUAAAAAUCCAUAAAAUAACUCAUACCGGAGAUAAGCGGUAUGAAUGUGAUAUCUGUAAUAAAAGGUUUUUAACAAAAUCAAAUUUAAUAAUACAUUCAAGGACUCAUACUGGAAGUAAGCCGUAUAAAUGUGAUAUCUGUGAUAAAAGGUUUUCUCAAACAGGAAAUUUAAAAAACCAUAAAAUGACUCAUACUGGAAGUAAGCCAUAUAAAUGUGAUAUCUGUGAUAAAUUGUUUUCUCAAACAGGAAAUUUAAAAAACCAUAAAAUGACUCAUACCGGAGAUAAGCGGUACGAAUGUGAUAUCUGUAAUAAAAGGUUUUUAACAAAAUCAAGUUCAAUAAUACAUUUAAGGACUCAUACUGGAAGUAAACCAUAUAAAUGUGAUAUCUGUGAUAAAAGGUUUUCUCAAAAAGGAUAUUUAAAAAUCCAUAAAAUGACUCAUACCGGAAGGCAGCCAUAUAAAUGUGAUAUUUGUAUUAAAAGGUUUCUUCGAAAAGUAGAUUUGAAAAAGCAUAUCAAGAUACAUACUGGAGAUAAACGAUAUAAAUGUGAUCUGUUUCAACACAAUCAAAUUUAA
Macrosiphum euphorbiae (potato aphid) is the source of this 1884-nucleotide messenger RNA. The record is from the annotation of a GenBank genome assembly. NCBI's taxonomy places the organism in Eukaryota, Metazoa, Arthropoda, Insecta, Hemiptera, Aphididae.